Molecule: messenger RNA, 1251 nt
Organism: Exophiala spinifera
Lineage: Eukaryota; Fungi; Ascomycota; Eurotiomycetes; Chaetothyriales; Herpotrichiellaceae
Exons: 2
Coding region: 1-1251 (416 amino acids)
Biological process (GO): protein deneddylation
Cellular component (GO): COP9 signalosome
Molecular function (GO): protein binding; metallopeptidase activity
Source: RefSeq, a predicted model, not a curated record
AUGGCCGAACCACCCAAGAACGAACUGAUAUCCUCGAAACCCUCUGAUUCUGGCCUCACCGUGUCUCUUCAUCCCCUGGUCCUCCUCACAAUCUCCGACCAUGUCACUCGACACUCGGUGCGAAAUCAGAAGGGCCCAGUUGCGGGCGCACUUCUCGGGCAACAGACAGGGCGAGAGAUUACAGCCGAGCAUGCAUAUCCAACCGAUCUAGUCCAGAACCUUGAAGGAGAAUGGGAGUUCAACAUAUUAUGGAUGGAGUCAAGAACUCAGCAGUACAGGGAUGUCCACAAAGACCCUGCGCUAGACUUUGUCGGAUGGUACACGCUGGCUCCGGAGUCUGGCCCACUGCCCGACUUUCUGCGUCUUCAACAGCAAGCCAUGACCUUCUCCGGUGACACCACGAUUCUGCUCGUAUUGCACCCUGAAGCCGUGGAGGCGGACGGUGCAACAAGUGGAAAACUCCCGGUGACAGUCUACGAGAGCGCAUUUGAGGCCGAACCCCCGAAGGACGACGGCUCGAUGCAGGUCGACGGUCAAGAGAACACGUACCUCCGCUUCAAACCAUUACCUUACAGCAUCGAGACCGACGAGACAGAAAUGAUUGCAAUUGACUAUGUGGCCAAAGGGGCAGGCAGCGCCGCCGCGGUGGACGACUCCAAGGGCCCAAAUUCUUCGGCGGGGUCAUCUGAGACGAAAUCAAACGACAAGAAGGGGAAGAGACGCGCAGAUGCGGUCGAGGUCAACGGGAGCGGUGCAGAAGACGGCCUCGACGCCCUCACGCCCGAGGAACAAGACCAGAUCGCCAACAUGACGACUCGGCUGAACAGCGUCAAGAUGCUGCAAUCGCGCAUCUCCCUGAUGCGCAGCUUCGUCGAAUCCCUGCCCCCUUCGUACCUCACCGACCAGGAAUCAGCCCCCAUCACUUCCGACUCUCCCGACGCCGCCCACCUCCCACACCUGCGCAACAUCCAAGCUCUGAUCACGCGCCUCUCGCUUCUCACUCCCAUGGACAGCGCGGCGUCGUCCCAGCCCCUGGCGGAAGCGACGCAGGCACAGGCCAACGACGUGGCGAUGGCGAAACUGCUCUCCUUACUGAACCAAGACGUCCAGGCUCUUCAAGACCUGGGCCGCAAGCACGCCACCAUCGAAGGCGCCAGGAACGCCGGGCGAGCCAAGCAUACCGCCGGAGGACAAAAAGCCUACGACGCUCUCGCAGAGGGAGACGGCCAAUUCAGUAGAAUGGUCAUGUGA